CUUCGGCUCCCGCCUACUCGGCGGCGGUGGAGGCGAGAGCCUCUCCUCCUAGGGGGGAAGUGACCCGGUGUCCGGGAAUCCGGGUCUCGGCGCGGAGGGUGGGCACGAUGCGGCUGGGCUCCGGGACCUUCGCUGCCGGCUGCGUCGUGAUCGAGGUGCUCGGCGUCGCGCUCUUCCUCCGGGGCUUCUUCCCGACUCCCGUCUUUUCCGGAGCGGAGCGGCAAGCAGAGUCCCCGGCGCCCGAACCCUCUGCUGGAGCCAGUUCCAACUGGACCGAGCUUCCACCACCUCUCUUCAGUAAAGUUGUUAUUAUGCUGAUAGACGCCUUGAGAGAUGAUUUUGUGUUUGGGUCAAAGGGUGUGAAAUUUAUGCCCUACACAACUUAUCUUGUGGAAAAGGGAUCAUCUCUCAGUUUUGUGGCUGAAGCAAAGCCACCUACAGUUACUAUGCCUCGAAUCAAGGCGCUGCUGACAGGGAGCCUCCCUGGCUUCAUCGAUGUCGUCAGGAACCUCGAUUCCCCCACAUUGCUGGAAGACAAUGUGGUCACACGAGCCAAAGCUGCUGGGAAAAGAAUCAUCUUUUAUGGAGAUGAAACAUGGGUGAAAUUAUUCCCGAAGCAUUUUGUGGAAUACGAUGGAACAACCUCUUUUCUUGUAUCAGAUUAUACAGAGGUGGAUAAUAAUGUUACAAGGCAUUCGGAUAAAGUACUAAAAAGGCAGGAUUGGGAUGUGUUAAUCCUGCACUACCUCGGGCUGGACCACAUCGGCCACAUUUCUGGGCCCAACAGCCCCCUGAUUGGGCACAAGCUCAGUGAGAUGGACAGCAUCCUGAUGAAGAUCCACACCUCACUGCUGUCAGAGGAGAGAGAUACUCUGUUGCCCAGUCUGCUGGUUCUCUCUGGUGAUCAUGGCAUGUCUGAAGCUGGAGGUCAUGGAGCCUCUUCCAUGGAGGAAGUAAACACUGCUCUGGUCUUAAUUAGCUCUGCAUUUGAAAGGAAACCUGGUGAUGUCAGACAUCCAACGCACGUUCAACAGACUGAUUUGGCUGCAACACUCUCAAUAGGACUGGGUCUGCCAAUUCCGAAGAGCAAUAUUGGCAGUCUUAUGUUCCCAGUUGUAGAAGGAAGACCAAUGCGGGAACAGCUGAGGCUUUUACAUUUAAAUACAGUACAGCUUAGCAAGUUGUUGCAGGAGAAUGUCCCAUCAUGUGAAAAAGAGCCUGGAUUUGAGCAGUUUAAAGUGUCGGAAAGAUCGCACGGGAACUGGAUCAGAUUGUACUUGGAGGAGAAUAACUCAGAAGUCCUUUUCAACCUGGGAGCCAGGGUUCGCAGGCAGUACUUGGACGCACUGAGGACACUGAGGCUGUCGCUGAGCAAACGAGCGGCCCAGUACGACAUCUGCUCCAUGGCGGCGGGGACCGUCAUGGUCCUGGAGGUCCUCGCCCUGCUCCUGCUCAGUGUCCCGCAGGCGCUGGGCAGCAGGGCUGAGCUGGACGUGCCCCUGCUGUCGCCCGUGUGCUCGCUGCUCUUCUACCUGCUGCUCCUGGCCCUCGCGGCGCUGCACGUCGCCGUGUGCACGGCGGCCGACAGCCCGUGCUACCUCUGCAGCCUCCCGUGGCCGGCUGCGGGCGGCGUGAUGGCGCUGACGGCCACCCUGCUCGGUGCGGUCGUGUCUGCUCUCACCAGGACUUUUGCCAGCGAAAAGUGUCUGAGUCAGAAUCCACCUCAGUCCACCUCAAGGUGGUCAGAGUUAGAUCUCAGCUUCUUGGGAACCGUGGGCCAUGUGUUGAGUCUGGGCGCAAGCAGCUUCAUCGAAGAGGAGCACCAGACCUGGUAUUUCCUCAUCAACAUGCUGUGUUUAGCUCUGUGCCACCAGAUCUACAGAAACUGCUUUCUGGGAGACGACUGUGCCCCUCAGCGUUGCCCACACAUGGGAGAGGAGUUUGACGGGGUCACGGUGGCCCUGCAGGGCAAGCGUGCUGGCUGUGAGGGGUGGGAGCUCAGCCGAGCGCCCGCGGACCCCUCCUCCCUGGAAGCCCUCAGAGGCCCUGAGCGGUGGAUGGUGCUGGCGAGCCCCUGGCUGGUCCUGGCCUGCUGCCGGCUGCUGCGGUCCCUGAACCAGACCGGUGUGCAGUGGGCCCACCGGCCCGACCUGGGGCACUGGCUCGCCAGCUCUGAUCAUAAGGCUGAACUCUCCGUUCUGGCUGUACUUUCCCUCGCCAUGAUUUUUGUGUUGGUUCAGAAGAGGUGCUCCCUCACAUCAAAAGUGGCCAUGGCGUUUGGCCUGCUGGGCAUCUAUUGCUACCAGGCGGCCAUUGGAAAUGUGCUGUUCCCAUGGAAACAAGACAACAAAGAUGUUUCAAAGGGCAUUACUGAGGCUCGUUUUGUUUAUGUCUUUGUCCUUGGCAUUCUGUUCACGGGCACCAAAGACUUGCUUAAAUCUCAAAUCAUUGCUGCAGACUUCACGGCCAGGACUGUGGGCCUUUGGGAGAUAUACAGUGGUUUAGUUCUCCUGGCAGCGCUGCUCCUCAGACCCCACAAUCUUCCUGUCUUGGUGCUGAGCCUCGCGAUCCAGACCAUCAUGACUCAGUUCAUCUGGAGGCCCCUGAGGCACAACGUAACUGAGGUCACUGUGAUGCAUUACUGGUUUGGUCAAGCAUUCUAUUUUCAGGUAGGUUUUCAUCAUUAUGGAUAGAAGACUGUUAACUUU
Molecule: messenger RNA, 2708 nt
Organism: Cervus elaphus (red deer)
Lineage: Eukaryota; Metazoa; Chordata; Mammalia; Artiodactyla; Cervidae
Product: GPI ethanolamine phosphate transferase 2-like
Exons: 11
Coding region: 108-2693 (861 amino acids)
Biological process (GO): GPI anchor biosynthetic process
Cellular component (GO): endoplasmic reticulum membrane
Source: RefSeq, a predicted model, not a curated record